AUGACCAGAAGACACGCCUCCGGACUCGAUCGGCCCUGGGCGUCUCAGAUGUACGCUCAGCUGCCCGAGGAUGGCUACAUCCAUCCAGCUCCAGCUACAGCUCGGCCAGCUCCCGUACCAGCUACCACCGAUGCGCCCGUUCAACCUGAGGACUACUCAAAGCCCUAUUGCGACUUUAUGACUUCCAACCCAACUAUCUUCCACGCCGUGAAGUCUUUUUCCCAAGACCUCGAGAAACACGGCUACAAACAGCUCUCCGAACGUGCGGUGUGGACCUCGGAGCUGAAACGUGGCGGCAAGUUCUACGUCACGCGCAACGGCAGCUCGUUGAUUGCCUUCAAUAUUGGCAAGGAGUACAAGAGUGGUCAAGGUAUGGCGAUCGUGGCGGGACAUGUGGAUGCUCUCACGGCCAAGCUCAAGCCCGUUUCGAAGCUCCCCACCAAGGCUGGCUUCCUGCAGCUUGCUGUUGCCCCAUACGCCGGUGCACUGGGUCCGACCUGGUGGGAUCGUGACCUUGGUAUUGGCGGCCGUGUGAUUGUCCGCGACUCCGAAUCCGGAAAGGUCGAGCCUAGGCUGGUCAAGCUGGACUGGCCCAUCGCACGCAUCCCGACCCUCGCUCCUCAUUUUGGAGUAUCUGUGAACGGACCGUUCAACCAGGAAACUCAAAUGGUGCCCAUUAUUGGUGUUGAUAACUCCGAUCUUUUUGGGAAGUCGACGGGCGAGUCGUCUGACAUCCAGCCUGGAACUUUUGCUGCGACUCAGCCCGAAAAACUGGUCAAGAUUAUCUCGAAGGAGCUCGGUGUCACAGACUACAGCAACAUCAUUGAUUGGGAGCUGGAGCUCUUUGACACUCAGCCCGCCCAGCUUGGAGGCCUGGAGAAGGACCUGAUCUUUGCCGGUCGCAUAGACGACAAGCUCUGCUGCUACGCCGCCCACGAGGCACUCCUGGCGUCUAGCGAUGACACAUCUCCCGGUAUCGUCAAGAUGGUUGGAAUGUUUGACGAUGAAGAGAUUGGCAGUCUGCUGCGCCAGGGCGCUCGGUCAAACUUGAUGAGCAGUGUCAUGGAGCGGAUUGCCGAGGCCUUCGCUGACGGCCCCUACGGACCCAAUCUUCUCUCUCAGACCGUUGCCAAUAGCUUCCUGGUGUCGUCGGACGUCAUUCACGCUGUCAACCCCAAUUUCCUUAACGUGUACCUGGAGAAUCACUCCCCCCGCCUCAACAUCGGUGUCACGGUGUCUGCUGAUUCCAACGGCCACAUGACCACAGAUAGUGUCAGCAGCAGCAUCCUGAAGCGUAUCGCAGCUCGCUGCGGGUCGACACUGCAGGUAUUCCAGAUCCGGAACGAUAUGCGCAGUGGUGGCACAAUCGGCCCUGUGACUAGCGCGCAGAUUGGAAUGAGAGCUAUCGACUGCGGUAUCCCGCAGCUCAGCAUGCACAGCAUCCGUGCUACCACAGGAAGCUUGGACCCUGGACUUGGCGUUAAGCUGUUCAAGGGAGUCUUUGAUUACUUCGAGGAGGUCGAUAAGGAAUUUGCUGACUUCUAA
Messenger RNA from Penicillium canariense, 1545 nucleotides. Its product is annotated as M18 family aminopeptidase. Gene Ontology annotation, biological process: proteolysis. The record is from RefSeq and is a predicted model, not a curated record. The transcript has a single exon. Gene Ontology annotation, molecular function: metalloaminopeptidase activity; zinc ion binding. Lineage: Eukaryota; Fungi; Ascomycota; Eurotiomycetes; Eurotiales; Aspergillaceae. Bases 1 to 1545 code for a protein of 514 amino acids. Gene Ontology annotation, cellular component: fungal-type vacuole.